Lytechinus pictus (painted urchin) is the source of this 5131-nucleotide messenger RNA. RefSeq names its product 3-galactosyl-N-acetylglucosaminide 4-alpha-L-fucosyltransferase FUT3-like. Gene Ontology annotation, molecular function: alpha-(1->3)-fucosyltransferase activity. The transcript is spliced from 2 exons. The record is from RefSeq and is a predicted model, not a curated record. The coding region runs from base 280 to 1629 and encodes 449 amino acids. Gene Ontology annotation, cellular component: membrane. NCBI's taxonomy places the organism in Eukaryota, Metazoa, Echinodermata, Echinoidea, Temnopleuroida, Toxopneustidae.
GGGAAGACUAUGGUGUACCACUAGGUCUUACAUUUUCUAGAGUGGCUGUCGAGCCCCACUCUAGAAUGGCAGUGGCUUGAGAAAUUUUUACAGAUGAAGGAGCUAGAUGGCGGGGAGACAGGUGCAGAUAAAAACUCUGCCCUCGCCUUCCUCCUAUCUCUUUGGUCUGCCAAUUGAGCAUAAUUUCGGUUUCUGCCGUCUCGACACCUACAGUAACAUUAGCUCUGCUACAUCUUCCCAAGUGUUGGUGUCUCUGUCGAUACACAGUGCAUCUGAAAGAUGACUAGUAUACGCACGCCGAAUUUAAUUUAUCAUCCAAGCAUCAUUCCAGCCUCGGUGAUCUUCGUAACUACUUGGAUGAUCUUAGUCUUGGUCAUUGAAUACCAAUACCUUGAUGAUACGGAACAACUAGGUACCCUCGUCAUGAUUGAGGAAGAUGAGAAGUUGAUCAAGAAACGGAAACCAUUUCCUUGUCACCUUUCAGGAACAUGCGAGCUGGAGGAUUAUAUACGAGAUGGACGUCAUUCACGACCAGGUCAGAUAGGUGCUUCUAGAACAUCCUGGAAGAUACCAUUACUCUGGAAAAACAACGGGCCAGUAUCCUACACACAAGGGUGUUAUCGACAGGUGCAUAUAUGGUCAGAAGGUCGUAGGAAUGAGCAAAACUACUCCUGUCCAGGUAUUCCUUGUGGUAUUCGAUUGGUGCAUGGUACUAGUUUAAAAACCAUGCAGGAAAGUGAUGCUGUUCUUUUACAUCAUCAGACAAAAUGGGACUGGGAUAUCAUGUAUUUACAUAGACCUCACAAUCAGAAGUGGAUCUUUUAUUCACUUGAAAGUCCUUUAAACACUGGUUCUUGGGUUAUUCCUCCGUUGGAUAGAUAUUAUAAUACAUAUGAUUAUAUCAUGACUUACCGGAAGGAUUUCUCACAGCUCUACGGGACCUACGGAUUAUAUGAUACAAGUGCUCCGAGUGCUGGCGCCAUAGAAGGAAAAAACUGGGCGUUUGGCAAGACAGAUAAAGUUGUUUGGCUAGCCUCUAAUUGUUUUGAUGAACAUUGGAAGCGACACGAUUUCGUAUCAUUGCUUUCACAUCACAUUCUAGUUAAAAUCUACGGUAAAUGUGGAGAUACUUCUGCAUGCACCAAAAUAGCCAAUUCUGAUCUUUGCUCUGAAACUCUGCGAAAGUACAAGUUCUAUCUGGCCCUUGAAAACUCACCUUGUAGAUAUUAUAUCUCAGAAAAACUCUGGAAUAAUGCUUAUCUAAACGACUUGAUACCGAUCGUAUUUGGUCCACCGCGCAAAGAUUAUGAAGCUGUCGCUCCUCCUAAUUCGUUUAUACAUGUCGAGGAUUUCACAUCCAUCAAAGAUCUCGCGCUUUACCUUCACAAACUUGAUCAGAAUGACCAUCUUUAUAACCAAUAUUUUGAGUGGAAAACAGAAGGCUUUGUGGUUGCUACCAAAGAAUCGUGGCUAUUACAACCAAGGCAGAUGUGCCAAAUAGUGGAUCGUCUACUGGUUGAUGAGGAGACAAAAGAAAAUGAGACCUACCAUUCAAUGAAGUCACUAGAUUGGAAAACAUGGUGGAAAGGUUCUUGCAGGGAUGUUGAUCUUCCGAUUGACGCAGGAUGAAGUGAUUCAGAAACAGAAUCCAGUCAACAUGGUCAAGUAGGCCUAUGUUCUUGGUAUGACCAAGUCAAGGAAGGACGAAGAAGAAUAUAAAUUUAAAACGUAUGCAGAUUGAUGAACUUGAGUAUGGUCUUCUUUUUGAGAGACUUGAUGAAUAUUAAGAUGGGGAUGAGAAUGCCUUGGAAGCCGAAGAUCGAUGGGUGGAAGACGCAGCACGAAUACACUGUCAUAAUGCACGCACAUAACCGUGAACAGCUUGUUUACAACAUUACGAUAUCAUAAUAAAAUCAACCUUAUAAAAAUAAUAUAAGGAUGUUCCCCAGUUUGAAAGUAGAAAAGCUGGAAAGUUUAUUGAAACUCAAAACCCUAUUCGGGUAUCAGAGUACAAUGAAAAGUUACAACAUAACAUAUACAUAGAACACUUUACAAUGAUAAUGGCAAUAAAAAGUAAUGGUGAUAAAGAUUAUAAUAGUAAUCAUAAAAACAGUAAUAAGAACAAUAGUGGUGUUCAUUAUAAUAAUAAAAAAUGAUAAUAGCGAUGAUAUGAUAAUAAUAAUGAUAAUAAUAAUUGUAAUUAUAUUAGGUAUUAAUAAUUUUGAUGUAAUAGUUUGAGGAGAAAUCAAAUCAUACAAGUGGGAGAAAUUAAAAUCUUGAACAUCCUGAAAACAAGGUUUUUUUUUUUUUUUCAACCAAAAAUAAUACUAAAUAUAGAGAAAAUGAAUACAUGGAUAAAUUAAAAACAAAAAACAAUAGCAAGAUCGGAAUAUAUCACUUCAUUGAUUUAAAGAAGAUAUAAAAUAAGCACAAAAUUUAGCCAAAUUUGAAAGGACGGACUUUUUCUUGGUAUUUAACAGUUGAUUCGUUUUAUAUGUAUUUGGAUUAAUCCUGUAGUAGCGUUUCAGAUAUUUAUUUCGGUGUUCUUCAAAAGCCGUGCAUUGAAAGAGAUAAUGGGAUUCAUCUCCGAUUUGAUCCUUUUCAAAAUAACUACAAAUCUUUCCUGUCUUGGAAUGUUUUUAUAUCUCCCCGAUACUAUUGGCAUUUUGUGAAUCAAACAACAAAAUUUACUCAUUGAUUUUAUUUCAAAGUCAUUCAAUAUUUCGAAGUAUUUCUCAAAGUGGUUAGAUUGUUUGAAAAUCCGAUAAUUCAAACAGUUUCAAACGUAGUUUCCUUCAGCAAGGAAUUCAUCCACAGUGUGCUGCACUCGACCCAGGUGAGGUAAAUGGGUACCGGCAGGAAGUAAUUCUUCAAAAAGCUGUGUGCAUCUGAAUAGGUAGCCUAUAGCUUAGCCGGGGUAAUAAUAAUAGCAGGGCCCGCUGCGAGAACAGUUUUUUUAACUGAAGUGGUUACCCUGGGUAAAUAUACCGUUAUUAUUUAGAGACUACAACCCCAAGAACUUUCUGAUCUGGAGAUUCUCCCGACUGGAUCCCCUAGCAAACUGGAGACUCCAACUUGAUGUGUGCAAAGCGCAUCACGAGUGCAAAGUACAUUGCGGCCGGGGUCCAGGUCUCGCUAAAAGGGCCCAGGAAGCUCUAGGGUUCCAGAUGCUCUUUCAUGCUAUCUCAGGCUAAUUUUUUCAAUAUAAUAGCACCAGUGGCGAAAUUGAUGAGCCAAAAAUUUUGAGGGGGUUCGAUAUGGUGUAUCGCGUAAAAUAAAUAAAAAUUUGCGAGCGAAGCGUGCGAGCAAAAAAUCGACACUUUUACUUUAAAAAUCCAACUUUGUGAUAUAUUUUGACAUCAUAUAAAAACAAUGAUAUCACAUUUCACCCUUCUCUCUUUCCUUUUCUCUUUUGUUCUUGGUUGUGAUUUUUUUUUUUUUUGGGGGGGGGUGUCGCCUUAGAAUGGUACUUAGUAAUUAACAAUUCAAUGAAUCAAAUUACGCACGUAGGCCAUAAGAGGACCUAAUUAAGGAAGGAUGAUGCUAGCUAGCUAGCUCGCACUCGCUAAAUUUACUAGUACGAGAUCGCGCGGAGAGUUGACGCUCUACUUAUACAUGUCCCGUAUAUACAUCUUUUUCAGGAUAACAAACAUUGCCCAGAAUGUUCAAAUUUUAGGGAAAAAAUACAUAAAUUUUCAACAAAAAAUUGCUCGCGCUUCGCGCUCGCAUUAUAUAAAUAAGGACAAUGAUAUCAUAUAUUUAUGUUGAUUUAUAAGGAUAAAGCUAAAAAGUGACCAUGAGGACUACUCCUUCAAUGAAACAGACAAAAUUAACCUUCGAGCUGCCGAUCGGGGAUUAACAUAUGACUGAAAAUGUUUUCGCCCCCCCCCCUAUUGGCGAAGGCUGGAUCAACCCCUGUUGUCCCCCCUACCUUUCGGGACAGAUUUCCGCCCAUGAUUAGUAGGUAUUCUUUGCAGUGAUGUAAUUUUUUUUACUUGCGCCAAAGUAAGACAUGACGGUAGUGAUUAAUCCAGAUGCUAAUGAUGUCAAAAUCCUUCAUUUAGUAAUGAAAUUAACUUGAGAAGUGAUACUAAAAUGUGUUUAUUAAACAAUUAUAAUGUAACUCCUAAAAAGGUGUUUUGAAAUGGAUUUUAAUGCAACCCUUGUAGGAUUAUGACAUCAUUGACACCCGGAUUCAUUAUUGCAGUCAUGAAUUAAUUUGGCGAAAAUCGAAAUUUACAUCGCGACAAAGAAUACCUCUUGGUCAUCCAAGCGUUAACACAUACCACAUAAAUAUGGUAUCAAAUGAUUUGGGAGAGCAUACUCUUUCAGAGCAUGUAUGAUACUUAUGUGUUCAUGACAUAAUUUCUUUAAAUUGGGGAUUUAUGAGGUGUCACGUUUUUACUCACACUAUAAGUAUGUACUACCAGAAUGAGUGAUUUGACAACUCAUUAAUUUCCCCAGGUAAAUUCUUAUAUGGACAACUGCGUGAGUUCGAUGUAGCUGCAGCACGGUAUUUUUCAGUGUUGCAUUAUAGCAAAUACACCAUGGACCUACGAGAGCAAUAAUUUAUUGGACGGUCAUAAAGUUACAGCCCAGACCUCUCCUUUUUAUACUGUUCUUCCUUUUUUCCAUUUCUCUUCCUCUUUUGUUUCUCCAUUUUCUCCUCCUUUCACUAAGUUAAAUCAUAGUGGUGAGGACGAUCCCUCCAUCCCAUCCCCCUCCCCUGUGACGCCGCACCUCGGUGCACGUAUAUAAUUAUUGUAUCACCCUAAACAAAUUAUGCGUAUUAUGAUUUGAAUGUAAAUCUGAACAUAACAAUUAACGUUCUUUUCUUUUUCCAUUGAAAUAAAUAAAUUCCACUGGAAUUGUAUUUUACUUUAAUUUUUUUCAUGGCAUAAUCAUUCUAAAACAUUUUGUGUUACAGGCUGACCACUGAUGACUUUUGUAAACUACUGAAAUCCUUGCUUCUGAUUGGCUCAGAACAAAUAUGGCAGUCAGUAAAAACCACCCCCUAUUUGCUUUAUGAAACCCUCAAAUAAAAUUGCAUGUUUCAAUAUACCGUCCUGCAUUUCGAAUAAAAUUAAGUUGAAAUGAACUCUGCAGUAAAAUUAAAAUUGGAUGGAAGUCA